GCCUGGUUCCAAUCCUUACAUGGCUCUCCCACGCUGUUGGUGCAACAGCCGAAGUGCUCUCAUAUUCAAAGCCGGAACUAUCGCAAAUUACCAAAGUGAAAAAAAUUUACCGCGGUACACAUGCCAUGACCUUGUCGUGGCCGGUUCAGAUUUAAAAUCGUGCCAGUGCCCCUGAGUGGGGUGGUCGGUCGUGCCACGCGGCUUCGAAAUUGCUGGAAUGGCGUAUCUUGAUUAUUUUUGUUUGCCAGAAAGUAUAUAAUUUGAGCCGACCUUUCACAGAGACAUCACAUCAUCUCGGACGGUGCAGUAGUUCCCAUAAGACAGUUGUUUGUUGGGCGGUCUAGUUGUUACAACUACUGCACCCGCAAACGUUUGGUUCUUUGGUGCAGAUACAGUUAAAGGAUAAAGUGUGUGGUUAUCGCAGGGCGUAUUUCGCUGAUCUUCACAUGCGAGGCUCCUAGAAUAGAAUAAAAGGUUUUACAAUAAACUUUUGUACGUAUAAUAAAUUUAGAUGUCGCAAAGCAGGUCGAUAUCCACAAUUACCAUCAGUAUAUUAUAGAUUUUGGCUUUUAUCCACGAUCUCGUGCUGCGGAAAAAGUAGGCUACACAACAGAUUUUUUUACUGCCGUAACAUGAACGAAAGCCAUGAGGAAAACGACACAAUAACGGCUCGUAAUGGAACCGGACUAAUCUUCUCCAAUUUCCAAGCUCAUCAAUUCUGGAUUGCGUUUGUUGUUAUAGAAAGCGCGAUGCUGUUCGUCACAGCUUAUGUUCUCGUAAUGCUGCUGUACGGCAUAAUUACUAACGGUUCUAUAUGUAAAAGUUUGAGGAGAAGAGCUUCAACUUCAAGAUCAACGCUCCGCAGUUCUCUAGUGGUUGCAGUGACGAUUUACUCUGCUGUAACAUUAUGCAAAUUUAUAUUAGCAGAAAUCGUGGCCUUUACCGAAGCGUUGUUGGAAAACUGCUCCAUUUACGCGAAGGCGAAUCGAGUUAUUCAUAUAUCAGGUUUUACUUCACUUGGAGUUUUCUUGUGGUUACGACAGAGAGUUCUUUAUAACAUGCCGCAACUUAAGCAUCUUGCAACAACCUGUAUUACAUGGUGGAGCAAUAUUACUUUGUUUGUUGUCGGUCUUGCUGCAGUGAGUGGAGUCGUGUUGGUCAUUAAUCCCUUUAAGACCACUACAGGGUACUGGUUGAACAAUGGUCGUUGCUUCCGUGCUCCUGAAGGUCUUUCAGCAUCCGCAUCUAUUGGUGUCAUGUCAUGUAUUGUCGUUCAAGGUUCGCUUCUUGCCCUCUUUAUAAGAAUCGUCGGCAAAAAGCGAUUUCGAAAACAUCGGGUUCGAAAUCCCAAAAUGCAGAAGAGAACAAAUAAGACUCAAGCAUUGGUAAAGCGGUGUUGUGCCUUGACAGGUAUUUGUAUUUUCACGGACCUCUCGUCACUCAUUGCCAUCACUUUUUUGAAAGGACACGUCUCCGAACUGGUUACGGUGCUAAUUUUGGACGUUGACCAAUUCAUGAACCUGUGGUUCGCAAUUCUCUGCUUUGCUCAAUGGAAAGACCUCGUGUUCCCAUGGAGACUGCUGGUUUGUUCGGGUUCGGCGGCAAAAGCAAAACGACGAGAGAGCUCCAGCGGCACUAGCGCCGCACCUACAGCCGUAACAGCUAGUGUAUACACCAACCAUUUUGCGCUGAACACCGUAAAGCGUCAGAGCGUCGUGUCAUGCGUCGAGGUGCAACGUCACUUGCCAAUUAAGGGGUCGCAGAACAUCUAAGUUCUAUAGAAGCUAUUCUGUACAUAGAGAAUUGUAGAACGUGUUUAGACAUGGCCGUAACCUGCAAUAAGUGGUAGCCUAUAGUAAAGUUUACAACGUUAUCUAUAAAAUUUCGCCACUACUUCAUGGUCUACACAUCGCAAGU
Ciona intestinalis (vase tunicate) is the source of this 1917-nucleotide messenger RNA. RefSeq lists its product as uncharacterized. The record is from RefSeq and is a predicted model, not a curated record. Lineage: Eukaryota; Metazoa; Chordata; Ascidiacea; Phlebobranchia; Cionidae.